Messenger RNA from Hibiscus syriacus, 471 nucleotides. Its product is annotated as vesicle transport protein GOT1-like. The transcript is spliced from 5 exons. Lineage: Eukaryota; Viridiplantae; Streptophyta; Magnoliopsida; Malvales; Malvaceae. Gene Ontology annotation, biological process: retrograde transport, endosome to Golgi; endoplasmic reticulum to Golgi vesicle-mediated transport. The coding region runs from base 106 to 357 and encodes 83 amino acids. The record is from RefSeq and is a predicted model, not a curated record.
CUUCAGGAAUCUCAACCAUCAGCGCAAUGGCUUCCUUUGAAAUGAACGAUCGAAAGAAUUCUUUUCUUAUCAGGAGUAACCUUAACUAUUGGUCUGAAGUCUACCAUGCAGUUUUUCAUGAAGCCUCAAAAUUUUAAGGGAACAAUUUCUUUUGGUGUUGGAUUCUUUUUUGUUGUCAUUGGACGGCCUGUCAUUGACAUGGUAUUGGAGGCAUAUGGAUUUGUUGUCCUCUUCAGUGGUUUUUGGCCGACACUGGCAGUAUUUUUGCAGAGGAUACCUUUGCUUGGUUGGUUGUUCCAGCAACCAUAUAUUAGAUCGUUGCUUGACCGAUACAGGGACAGGCGGGUGCCUGUAUAACCUCGUAUAUAUCGGAAUUUAACUCAUGCAUGGUUUAUAAAUUAAGAUAGGUAAUAGAUGAUUGGUAAAUCUUGCUAAAUAGGAUUCCAAAUAAGACCCCAACUUGCACAAAGU